AUGCCUCAGAUAUUCGAGGGCAAUCGGGAAAAUGUACCAGAACGCAUUCACUAUUUGACCAAACCAUUCGUGUCACGCUACAUUCGAAUUCAUCCGAUCAACUGGCGUGGUCGUGUCUCCAUGCGCAUUGGUCUGUUGGGUUGCCGACACAAGGGCUCCUGUGGUGAUGGUUUCUUCCGCAUCAACAAUCAAAGCUCAUGCGGUAAGUCUGACGCCAGACGACGUUGA
Messenger RNA from Protopolystoma xenopodis, 228 nucleotides. NCBI's taxonomy places the organism in Eukaryota, Metazoa, Platyhelminthes, Monogenea, Polystomatidea, Polystomatidae. The record is from the annotation of a GenBank genome assembly.